Molecule: messenger RNA, 573 nt
Organism: Nicrophorus vespilloides
Lineage: Eukaryota; Metazoa; Arthropoda; Insecta; Coleoptera; Silphidae
Gene: UK114
Product: ribonuclease UK114
Exons: 3
Coding region: 75-494 (139 amino acids)
Cellular component (GO): cytosol
Molecular function (GO): deaminase activity
Source: RefSeq, a predicted model, not a curated record
AUUCUAUUGCGCUCCGAAUUUCUACCAGCUUGCAGGACGUUUCGUUCGAUCAGUUUCAAUUCGCCAUCCCGAAGAUGUCUAAGGUAAUCAGGAAGAUCAUCAGCACCGCCAAAGCCCCGAAACCGGUGGCGCCCUACAACCAAGCGGUUGUCGUGGACAGGAUGGUCUACGUGUCCGGUGUAUUGGGAAUGGACAAAGAUACCAACAAACUGGUCAAGGGAGGCGCCGCCGAAGAGGCUAAGCAAGGUUUGAAGAACUUGGGACACAUCUUGGAGGCUGCAGGUUCAUCCUACGCCAACGUCGUGAAGAGCACCAUCUUCUUGAACGACAUCAACGACUUCCCAGCCGUCAACGACGUCUACAAAGAAUUCUUCACCAAGGAUUUCCCAGCCAGGUCGACCUAUCAAGUAGGAAAAUUGCCGUUGGGCGCCACCGUCGAAAUCGAGGUCAUCGCUUGCACCGGAGAAGUUGAAACUGUCACGCCAAAAUUGUAAAAAAAUAGGCAACAAGGAAUAAUAGUCAAUGUAUAUAAUUAUGGAAUAAUAUAAAGAUUUAGACGGUUGUUUGUAAAUA